Molecule: messenger RNA, 297 nt
Organism: Cylicocyclus nassatus
Lineage: Eukaryota; Metazoa; Nematoda; Chromadorea; Rhabditida; Strongylidae
Source: the annotation of a GenBank genome assembly
AUGUUUUCCGACAAUCAUUUGCUUCUUUUGUCAAGAACGGUUCUCAGAGCGUCGACAAACAACCACGAAGUCCGGCUAAACAUUGGUGCAGUAGAAUUCCUUCGCUACCUAAGGAUCACCCUAGAUCCUGAGAUGAGGGAUGGGUUUCACAAUGAUUCUCUUUUCUCUUACCUUUGGCAUGCAACUCGUAAGUUAAGAUUCGAUGUGACUAAUAUACAACCAGUGAAGAAAGACGAGGAAACCAAGGAGACCAAGCAGGAGCUGCAGAAUCGCACUAAAAAUGGGCUCAGACCAUAA